This is a messenger RNA of Ascoidea rubescens DSM 1968, 2816 nucleotides long. It is a transcript of the gene MLH3, whose product is annotated as mismatch repair protein MLH3. The record is from RefSeq and is a predicted model, not a curated record. Gene Ontology annotation, molecular function: ATP binding; mismatched DNA binding; ATP-dependent DNA damage sensor activity. NCBI's taxonomy places the organism in Eukaryota, Fungi, Ascomycota, Saccharomycetes, Ascoideales, Ascoideaceae. Bases 156 to 2816 code for a protein of 886 amino acids. The transcript has a single exon. Gene Ontology annotation, biological process: mismatch repair. Gene Ontology annotation, cellular component: mismatch repair complex.
AAAUCCAAUUUCUCGAUUCUCAGUUCUCAAUUCCCAAAAUAUCGACAAUAGAGCUGUUUUCUUUCAAAUUACACAAAGGAAUCGCUAUUGUUGCUUUUAUUGUUCAAUUACCAGUCAUUAAAUGAAGAGAUUGAAAUCAGCAAUUUUCUGUUUUCAUGGGUCAGUUAAGCUUGUUGGAUAACCAGGUGCUAUCGUUAUUGAAAUCAGAAACUAUUAUAACAUCUGUUCCAAUAGCAAUUAAAGAAAUCAUUGAAAACAGCAUUGAUUCACAAUCAACAAAGAUUGAGGCUAUCGUUGAUUUGGAUAAUUUUAGUUUUAUCAUCAAAGACAAUGGAUCUGGAAUAAAUCCUGAUGAUUUGAACCUAAUUUGUUCAAAAAGAUUUCUAACUUCAAAGCUUACUUCUAAUGAUAUUAAUGACAUGAAAUCUUUAAAGACUUUUGGCUUUAGAGGCGAAUCGUUAUUUUCAAUUUCAAAGAUUACUGAAUCUUUUCAUAUUAUCUCCAAAACUCAAGAAUACAAUUCAAUUUUUAUAAAGUCUAUAAAUAACCAUAACCCAGUGAUUGAAAAUGUUAAAAUGUUUAAUCAUUUAAAUUUGACUAAUAUCAAAUUUUUGAAUAAGCUCUAUAAAAAUCAAUACCAAAUACCAAUAAAUCUCGAUUUGAAAACCUCUGGAACUAUAGUCAUAGUCAAUAAUCUUUUCUUUAAUUUACCUGUUAGACAAUCACAACUUUCUCGGUUAUCUUUGCUAAAAGUUCUAGAUCAAAUUAGAUUGAGCAUUCUUCAAAUUUCAGUUUUAAACCCAAAUGUUCAAUUGAAAAUUAAACUAUAUCCAAAUUUCUUAAUUACAAAAGCUAUUUUACCCCCUUUGUAUUCAGCUUCUUGCUCAAAUGGAGCUCCAAAUUUGUUAGAUAACUCUACUAAUAUGAUCCAAAUUUUAAAUUCUGUUUAUGGAAUUUCAAUAAAGAAUAAUUAUGAAUUUUUAUCUACUGAAUCUAAAUCUUAUAAAUUGAGUGGAAUUAUUUCAACCAUUCCUUCUCAAUCUAAAAAAUAUCAAUUUAUAUUUAUAAAUAAUAGAAGAAUCGAUAGUAAUAAUCAAUUAUUUAAUACAAUUAAUCAAGUUUUUAAAUCAUCUGAUUUUGGUUACAAUUCUUUUCAAUACUUGCAACCUUAUUUUAAUUCUAGCAGUUUAAAACAAUUAUCUCCACAAAAAAUAAAGAGUCCUUAUAAAUACUAUAAGAAAACCUUAAACUCAAUUACAAAGCCUUUUUCAAGAUAUCCAGUUUUCAUUAUUAAAAUCGAAUGUGAAAACUCGAUAUCUGAUUUGAUUCAAGAUCCUUCAAAGUUGAUUUAUAAUUCUGCUCAUUUUAAAUCAAUUAACCCAAUUAUUUUAAAAUUGUUAAAAACUUUCUUAUCUGAGCAUGGUUUUACAUUGAACAGCAAUAAAAGUAAUAAUGAAAAGGGCAAUGAAAAGAAUAUUGGAGGAACUACUAGCAAAAGUAGUAGUAUUAAUAAUACUGAUUCUAAUAGAAUCAAUUUGAAGCGGAAAUUCGAAGAUACUCUUGAUAUCAACUUUAAAAAUACAAAAGAUAAUAUUUCUAAUAUUGAUGAUUAUAAUGACGAGAAUAUAAAUUUAGAACAAAAUGAUACGACAAAGCAUAUAAAACUUUUGAAUCAAAAAGUAAAUAAGAAGUCAGCCAGUUUAUUUUUAAAUUCCAAAAUUAAAACAGGAAGAAUUAAUAUUAAGGAAAUAAAUGGUCGAUGGGAUAAUUCGAAUCCUAAUAAUUCUUUAUUUUUGAGGCCUUUCUUAUCCAAAUUUGAAUUUGGGUUUAAAGGUAAUGAUAAAUUGAUAAAUAAUUGUUAUGGUGAAUCUAAAAGUAGCUUGGUUGAAAUUAUGAAAAAAUCCAAAUGUCAUAAAAAAUCUCAUCAUUGUUUUGAUGACUAUGGAAAUGACAAUUCUAUUUUGAAAAUAAAUUAUAAAACAGCUUACACAUCAGAAUUUUUCGAUAAUAAGAUAGGCAGAAAUGAAAUUAAUUUAAAAAAUUUUAAACUAAGUAGAGAAGAUAUUGCUAAAUUAAAAGUAAUAUCUCAAGUGGACAAUAAAUUUAUAUUAACAACACUAAACUCAUCAAUAUUAUUAAUUGUUGAUCAACAUGCUUGUGAUGAGAGAAUUAAGGUUGAGGAGAUAUUUUGCGAUUUUGUUGAAAGAAUGAACGAUAAAGAUUUUGAAAUGUCAAUAAAGUUGAAAGAAGAAUUAAGAAUUGAGGUUUGUAUUGAUGAAAGUGAUCUAUUGUUAAACUAUUUGGAUGAAUUUAAUAUUUGGGGGUUUAAUUUUUCAAUUGAAUCUGGAGAAGAUAAUAGUGUGAAUAAGGUCAUAAUAACACAUUUACCUUAUACGUUGAUUGAAAGAAGUAAUUACAAAGAUGGGGAGUUUAUUAAGAGAUGUUUAAUUCAACACGGGUAUGAUUUAAGCGAAAACCGGAAAUUCUUUAGAAAGGAUAAAAAAGAUAAUAAUCACGAGUGGUUAAAUGAGUUGAGAUAUAUACCUAAAGUGAUUAUUGAAUGUCUUAAUUCUAAAGCAUGUCGAGGAUCAGUUAUGUUUGGGGAUAAACUAUUGGUUGAGGAAUGUGAGAUUUUAAUAAAUAAACUUGGAUAUUGCAAACUACCAUUUCAAUGUGCACAUGGAAGACCUACAAUUGUUCCUAUCGCAUAUUUGGGUGAGAGUAGAGGAAAUACUCAGAACACGAAUAAUGAUGAGAAUGGUGGUGGUGAUUAUUUAGUUGUAGAUGAUAUAUACGGUAAGAUUAGUUUAUUAUAG